Paramecium sonneborni is the source of this 2254-nucleotide messenger RNA. NCBI's taxonomy places the organism in Eukaryota, Ciliophora, Oligohymenophorea, Peniculida, Parameciidae. The record is from the annotation of a GenBank genome assembly.
AUGGAAUGGAAUAAUAACAAAAGAAUUGAAACUCCAAUGGAAGGUAUAGGUGGUUAAGCAAUAAGGUUAUUUGUAACAAUAAGAAAGGAUUCAGAGUCUAAUGUAGAAUAUAAAAAAAUGACAGUGAUGGCACCAUGUAUAUUAUUUAAAGUUAUCAGUGACCAUUAAGAUUUCAAUGUUAAAAAGACAUAUUGAAAGAGAAUUUGCAGAUCUCUUUCCACAUGAACCAACAUUUGUUUGUGCUAAAUUAGAAGAUGAAUACGGUUAUAGUUUAUCUAAUGCAUCUUUUGUUAGUGAAUUGUUAAAAAAUUCUGACAGAUUAUCUGCAAUUCCAGAAUCAUUUACAAAAGAUUUAAUUGGUAAAAUGCAUGUUACUCAUGAUUUGAAUGAAUUGACUUUCAUGUUGAAAAGUAUAACCUAAACAAUCAUAGCAAAAUUAGCUGGUAUUUAAUAUUAUUACCUUUUUAGAGGCUGAAUUAGGUUCUCCUGAAACUUAAAUGGAAAUUAUGUAAUUAAUAGUACCUGUAGGCUUUUCUUUAUAACAGAAAGCAAUUAAUCAUAAUACAGCUUUAACAUUAAAAAGAAUAUUUGAAAAUGAGAGAUUACAAUUCUUAGAUGAUUAAUCUUAUGCUCUCAUUUCUUAACUCUUAAUUAAACUUCUCUAAUUUUGGACUAAUGAUUUAAUCUUUUAAGAUUAAUUUCUUCUAAAUUUGACGGUCGAUUUGUUAGAAAUUCUUACUAAAAGUGGUAUUAAUAGAUAUAUAAUCCUAAUUUAGCUGCUUUCUCUAAUUCAUAUAAGACACCUUAAAUAGUCAACAGUCUAAUGUCUGUGUCUAAAUUAGACUUUGUUAGUGCAUAGACUAGAUCUAGAAUAAUUAAACUUAUCUCAUUUUUAUCCAGACCAUAAUUUACUAAUUGUUACUAACCUAGAUCUUAUGAUGGCCCUUUAACACUUAAUUUACCUCCAUAACCAAGAAGAAAGAAUGAAGAAUAUGUACCUACUAUACUUGAAUAACCAAAUAGAAAUAAUAAUAGAAGAUAAGGUAGUGCUGGAUCUAGAAAUUAAAAUGGCUAUGAAUAAUAAUAAGAUUUCAAUCAGAAUGGAUAUAAAUAAAAUGAUUCAAAUUAAUAUCCUUAUAAAUAGAAUGAUUCUAAUCAAUAUGGUUUCAAAUAAAAUGAUUCUAAUCAAUAUCAAUAACCUAAUAUACCAAGAUUACCUCCUUAAUAAUAAUUUGGGUAUUAAACAUAACCUUUACAAUCUAAUCAUCCACCUCCUUAAUAGAAUUCUGUUUAUUCAAAACCUUAAUUAAAUAUAAAUAAUAGGCCUUAGAGUAAUAGAACUAUAAAUUAAUAUGGAGGAAAUACGCAAUAAUAAGUCUUUGAUGGAUUAGUUUAAGAUUAUCUCAAUUUGAUUUCUACAGAAUCAAAUGAAGAAAUGUUACAAUUUGCUAUUUAAAAUUUAAGCGAUGGAAUUGAUACAACAAUACAUUAAAUUAUGGAUAGCUCAGAAGCAUUUUAAAAGAUUGUCAAUCUAUUAGAAAUCGCUAUGAGUCCCAAUUAUUUAGGAAUGUAAUUAAGAAUUUUAGAGGCUUUAUCUAAAAACAUGAAUCAAGAAAGAGCAAAAGAAGCUCUUAAAUUAAAAUUAAUACCAAGAAUCAUGAAAGCCUUCACUUAUUAACCUAAAGAAUUUUAAGCAAUUUUAUAUGAUAUAUUAUCUGCUACUUUAAAAUUAUCAGAUUUUUAAGUUGAUGUUCUCACAGUUAUUAGUAUGAUUGAAUCAGCAUAUCCAAGAAUUCAAAUUUUAGGUAUUAAAAUACUAUCAUUAAUGUCUGAUCCAUAGAGAUUAUAGAAUAGUAAUAAUGUAUCAAUUUAAUUUGAAAAUUAUAUCAAAAGUCUAAUGGAUUGGACUUUAGAUGGAUAAAAAGGAGAAGAAUUUUAAUAUAAUGCUUUAUAAACCUUAUCAAAUUUGGCAAUAAAUGAUUACAUACGACCAUAAAUACUUCAUUUAAAGGGAAUUGAAUUCUUCUUGAAGGUAUUAAGGGAAAGCUAUAGAGUUGAUGCUUAAAGAUUGGCUGCCAAAGGCUUAUUAAAUUUAUCAAUAAAAUCGAGAGAAACUAAAUUAUCAAUUGUUUCAUAGAUGGAAGAGGAAAUCUAAAGAUUAUAAAGAGGAGAGAUGGAUACAGUUGUCUAAGGAUACUUAACAACCUUACUAACAACAAGAGAGAGAGGAUAAUUGUUAUGAUUUAUAUUCACG